UUGCCUUGGUGAGAGGCGAGCGCUCUCACUGCUAUGCCAUCCAUGCUUCCUAUAAACUGAUUUCAAGAUGCUGAAAAAUGCGUCUUUCUUACCCACAAAUGCCACUCACUGAAUUAACAAGAAUGUGAUGAUUUUGGAGGAAGCAUGCAACAUGCAAAACCGCUAGCCCCACGUUGAAAUAGGGUUUUUCAUUGCUGUCAAUCACAACUAAUCAGUCAGUACCUUUCAAAAUUUUGAUCAGGACGGCAGUGAAAAACCAAACUUCAGCAUGCAGCUCAUAGCUAAUGACUUUGCAUGGUUAUGAAAAUAGCAGUUAACGAUUUUCAAUUUGGCAGAAUCUGGUAUGUUGACAAGACUGUUGUUUUUCCUGAGAUACGACUGCUGUGCUUGUCCUGCUUACAGGGACAGAAUGUUGCUUUUGAUCAUAGCAAAUGCUGUCAACUGGAUGUUGUGAUAGGAUUUGAUGGCGUUGAUGAUGAGAGUAAAGGAGAGAGUCAGCUGUUCAGUCAGAACAGCCCACUACCAGCCAACUGGACAUCAGAGGACAACCCUCCCUACUCUUACUACCUGUACGACAUGUAUUCCAAUAUGGUCUGCUUGAAUCAUCUUAGACGAGAGCGAGGUUUCAACACCUUCAAGGUUCGUCCACACUGUGGUGAGGCUGACCCCGCCCAUCAUUUAGUGACAGCCUUCAUGUUGAGUGAGAACAUUUCCCAUGGCCUACUGUAAGGAAGGUAUUGAGUGCGCACAUUUUCUUUCAUAAC
Messenger RNA from Actinia tenebrosa (Australian red waratah sea anemone), 764 nucleotides. RefSeq names its product AMP deaminase 2-like. The record is from RefSeq and is a predicted model, not a curated record. Gene Ontology annotation, molecular function: AMP deaminase activity. NCBI's taxonomy places the organism in Eukaryota, Metazoa, Cnidaria, Anthozoa, Actiniaria, Actiniidae. Gene Ontology annotation, cellular component: cytosol. Gene Ontology annotation, biological process: AMP metabolic process; IMP salvage.